This is a messenger RNA of Sipha flava (yellow sugarcane aphid), 1025 nucleotides long. RefSeq lists its product as uncharacterized. The transcript is spliced from 2 exons. The record is from RefSeq and is a predicted model, not a curated record. Lineage: Eukaryota; Metazoa; Arthropoda; Insecta; Hemiptera; Aphididae. Bases 284 to 1018 code for a protein of 244 amino acids.
CCUGUAAAUCGGAAUUAAAACAAGCAAUAUUUUAACGGUCUAACCACAAAGUUUUUUCAGUCCUCGAUUUAUUUCGACAUUUGUCACUAACCGCUGUGUAGUUCAUCCUGUUGCAAAUGCACCGCAGUACGCCACACGGUUAAUAAUACUAUCAUUAUCAUACUAAUGUUUUGUUUACACAAUUAACAUUUGGUUGAUAAUAGUAAUAAGUACUUGUUACGUUUAACGAAGCUUAUUUUUUUGUUUUUCCUCACAACUGGUCUGACUCAGAUAAUCAGAUAAUAUGCAACUAUUAAAUGAUCCAAUAGUUCAAGCAUACAAAUUAUCAUUAGGCGGAGAAAGUAGUUUCCGUCAUGUAAUCACCAAAUGUCAGUGCAUUUAUUCAGAUAACUUACCAAAAGAUGUUCACAAAGCCGAAAAAGUAGAUGAUCUCUAUAAACCAUUGCCUUAUAGUAAAAUAUUAGAUAACAUUAAGUUUUAUGUACCAAUCGCAUUAACGGAAAAGUAUUAUCCUGCAUUAACAAUGAAGAGUAUAAUUUAUGAUAUGUUAAACUGCAAAAACAUUAAGAAGGUAGAGACGUUUUAUUGUAUAAUUGAUUUAAACUUCAAGCAGCAUCCUCCAUGCGCUGAUUAUAUGAAAUUGGAGUAUAGAGAUUUAUUUCUCUCCCCAAAUGAUGAAAAUCUUUUUGAUGAAAUGUCUCUCUGGAAGUAUUUGUUGAACAUUUUUGAAUGUUUGAUAAAUGGAACUUCUCGAUACGGGGACAAGGAUGCGUAUGAUUUAGCGUUCCGAAGGGUUUUCGAAUUUUGUGUAUGUGUUCUACAGACGGACUAUGAUUACUCAAAAAAAAAAGGUUCCAAACCACUGAUUAUGGAAUGUUUAAAUUAUAAUCCUAAUCAAAGGACGAGAUUGAAUGAAAUUACAAAAUAUCUAGAUAAAUUAUUUAACUCUGGAUAUGAUUUUGUAAUGACAGUUGUCAAAUUUGCAUUACUUGUAGAACAAAUAAGAUCAGAAAAUUAAAUUGUAU